Botrytis sinoallii is the source of this 216-nucleotide messenger RNA. RefSeq lists its product as uncharacterized. Gene Ontology annotation, molecular function: oxidoreductase activity, acting on paired donors, with incorporation or reduction of molecular oxygen; iron ion binding; monooxygenase activity. The coding region runs from base 1 to 216 and encodes 71 amino acids. The transcript is spliced from 2 exons. The record is from RefSeq and is a predicted model, not a curated record. NCBI's taxonomy places the organism in Eukaryota, Fungi, Ascomycota, Leotiomycetes, Helotiales, Sclerotiniaceae.
AUGCCAUUUCUGAAAUGUCCUCCAGACUCCACACCCAAAUCCCCCACAACGUCCGCGUCGCCCUUCAAACCACGCUCCUCCCCCGCGGCAGCGGUCCCCACAGCACCUCUCCUCCUGAUCCCCAGCAGCACCGGCGUAGGCUUCUCACCCUAUCUCAUGCAUCGAAGCAAGACAAUCUACGGCGACGACGCAAAUAUCUUCCGUCCAGAGCGAUGA